AGGAAGAAGGUUUCAAGUUAGCUCGUUGGCUAAUUUUAAUGCAAAUCCUUGUGUAUUUGUUUUAAUAGGUUAUUCAGGUUCACAGUAUUAAUCGCGGGUAAUAGAAAGUAUGAGAUUGCACUCGUAAGGUGCAUGUGAAGCUCGGGCUAGCUACCUGCUGUUGGUGUAUAUCAUGUCUUUGAUACGGUGCUGUAGUCAGCUAACCUAACGUUACAAGUAACAAAGUGCAGCAUGAAACCCAUGAUAGUGAGGCAGUGUGUUCUUCAUGGACCCAGUGGAUCAUGUCUCUGAUCCUGUUUGCCUUUGUGGUUCGGGUCAGGGAUGGACUCCCCCUGUCAGCCUCCACAGACUUUGAACACAACCGAGAGCUCCAGGAGAGGAAGCAGCAGCUCAGGACCAUCAGCAAGGCACUGGCCCGUUUCCCUGACAGAGGGACUGUCAAGGGCCAGAAGCUCAACAUAUACUUCGUCUCCUCAGAGGGUGUAUCCUACAUGACCGUGUGCCACUGCAGCCUCCCUGUUGCUAAGGCCUUCUGCUUCCUGGAAGAUCUACGCUGGGAGUUCACAGCAUGCUUCAAUAGCACUGUUGUUGCCUUGGCAGCCCGGCCAUAUCCAUUUUUGGAAUUUGACAGCACCAUUCAGAAGCUGAAGCAGCAGUACAACCAGAGCGGUGGUCCAGCCCUGGAGGUGACAUUGGCAGAGGUCCAGGAGGAUCUGAGGAUCCAUCCACCACAAGUAAUUAACUUGGAGGAAGUGGAGCUCACCAACGGCACUGCAAAUGGGCACAUGGAGCAAGGUCCUGGAUCUGGUCAGAAUGUACGACUGGAGCCAGUGACAGCGCCAGGCAUCCUCUCUCUGGUCCUAAAUAUCAUGUGUGCAUCUUUAAACAUAAUCCGUGGUGUUCACCUCAUAGAGUUCACAUUUCAGGAUGAUUAUGAAGGAAUAUGGAAUGUUGUGGCGUUUCUUUUGGCGUUUGUCUGCUGUGUGUUUCAGUGCCACCUAUACCUGUUCCACUCAUCUCUGAAGAAACUCAAGUCCUUUGCUCUGUUGAGUGCAAUCGUCCUAUGCAACCUCUACCUGCUCGGCCUGAGGAACGCGUGGCAGCUGAUCUUCCAAAUUUCAGUCGCCUCCCUCUCCACCCUCCUCAUCCUCACGCGCAAACUCCAAGACAGAGCUGAUGACUGUGGGGUCUGAGGAGAAGAGGACAGCUCAUUGCGUUGCACCUCUCACAGCUCUUUGUUUCAGUGAAGGUGAGAACAACAGGGAAGCGGAUGGCCUGAUACACAUUUGUUAUGAAGAUUUGUGUCGUCAUGGAAAAUUAUAAUUACAAGCAAAUCUUUUCUUGUAAACAGUAUGUACUUGCACUUUGUGUACAUUGUUUCCUAGACUGUAAAGAGUACACCGUGAAAUGCAGUUUUUUCUAGAUCCUUGAAACUAUCUUGUUAGCCUAAAUAAUAACACUGCAAACAGAUAGUGACAGAAGGGUUUGGGAUGUGGUUAAAGGUGAUAAAUCUCAGAGUUGUUUUCAGUCAGAGUCGCUGACCAAAGUUUUUCAUGUAGAAACAAUCUUUUUUUUAUCAAUGCACUAACUGUUGAAGUUGGGCACGCUUGCAAUUCUGUCAUUAAGAUGCACUUCUGUUCAGCUUAGUAUUAUUUAUGCUAUCACAGGCAGUUUACAACCCAAGGUGACCGUUUGUGAUUGUAACAGAUGUUAGAUUUAAUUGUACUUUUAAACCAGGCACACAUGACUGAUUAGCAGACAGUUUGGUCGUCCAUCCCGCACUGGUAGCAGUGUGAUACUUCAAUUAUCUUGUGUAGUCUGACUUAUGAUCAGUGACAGUCAAGUAAAGCAGAUAAUGCCGCUGUUUGUUUUCCAUUAUUUGCUCAAUAGGCUACAGUAAAAACCUAAUGCAACGGUGUAAAUUUAAAGCUUUUGGUUUAUUCAUGCCUUACUGUUUGUUUAAUUGUGUUGACUUGUAUACAGACACACCGGCAAGUGCUCAGCUAGUCUCUGCAAACAUUCAGAUGUAAGGGCUCUGUUAUUUAAUGACUUAAUGGGAAAUUACAUUCUAUACUGAGGCACAGUUAGUCUAAUAAUCAUGUAAGGCAUGGUGUUAAGGCAUGUUAUUUUACUAUUGAAGAAUUGAAGAAGAAUUGUGUCGCAUCAACUCACAUUCUAAACCUGUUUUUUUUUUUUUUUUCACAACAAAUUUAGAUAUUUUAUUUUGUCUUUUUCUACUGAUCUCUGUAUUGUCAAAAUGUAAACUGCGGGUAAGAAUAUGAAAGCACUGAUUUGAUGGGUAAAAAUGUUUGACUGCACUAUUAGGAUUAGAUUUGUUUUGUGUUGGUAAUGGUAAUUUUUCUUGAAUGUGUUUCAUAUCAGGUUCAGCUAAAAUUAUAUUUAUAUCCUGAUGUGUGUUUACUUGGUUUCAUUUUUUUCAUUCUUUCUUAGGGAGUGGUGUUAUAAACCCCAAUCUGUAGUUCUCAGAUUGUUAGAAAAAUAGUCACAUAAAUCAAUUUUCUAAAUCAUUUUUUUUUUUGUUAAUUUUAUUAGCACACCAGUUUAGCAUCAAGUUUCUUAGACGUUCAAUUUUUAAUAGCUAAAGAGAGUUGCACUUUAUUGAGUGAGGGAAGUAAAUUAUCAGUUUGUAGUGUUUGUCAAACAAGUAUCAUUGUGUCCUUAACACCAGACCACUCCCUUGUUGUAUCAAGAAAGUUAGAGGAAGUGUUUAAGAAAAACAAAAAGGUUACGUCUGAUGUGACAAUUAAGAAGUUCCUUUACUGUAAUGUACAAAUGGUUUGGAAAAGUCUCUCUUAGCUUGUAGUUUACAAAGAUUGAGGAAAGUCAGAUGUUUUCGCUGGAAGCCUAAACUGGAAGCAGAUAACACAGUUGAGCCUCCUAAUACAUUUUUAAUUUGUUCUAAAGUAGGUUGUACUAUCCAUAUAUUGUGGUAAAUUGCUGAGAAGUAGACUCGCUCAGUGAACAGCCUUUUCGAUGCUGUGUUAUAUGACAAGAGGAGUGAACUCUUGUUCAAAUAAGAUUUUCUGUGGAAAAUCCGAAUACCAUAAAUACGUGAGAUUUUGUUAUUAUUUGUUACACUGCCGGGUAUUUUCUGUGCAGGACGUUGGCGAUGCUGUAAUAUUUUUGAUACAAAUAGGAGGUUUUACUGACUCACCAUUUCCACUGUAGCCUACAAGUUGUUGACCAAAUGAAUUGUAAAAUAAUGUCGCCACCGAUGUUCUAAAGAUGUGGAACCAAAUAAUGUGGAGGAUAUUUUAACACUUGAAAUGGAAAUGAAGGAGAAUUAUGUUGAUCAUGAAGGUUUAGAACAAACUGUAGAAAUACACAAUGUCCAAUUUGAAACAUGUGGCAGCCUUCUCUUAAUAUAAAUAGUUUUCUUUGAUCAACAUUUGUCUUAAAUGUAAUCUGAAUAAGUAAUGGUUUGGAACUCAUUCAGAUUCAGAAGGACAACCUGUAGUAUGUUUAAUAGGGCAUUUGUAUGUAAUUAGACUCACAUAAGGUUGGUUCAGUGUUUUUUGUGGCUGCAACCUGUUUGUAAAAAUAGGAAGUAAUGUAACAGUGUAAUUCAUUGCACCUGCCAAAUUACAGGGUGAUUACAGGGCUUUAUGUGUUUUUUCCAUGGUGGUAAAACUGACAUUUCAUUAAUAAAUAGUGUCUUUUUUCCCA
Micropterus salmoides (largemouth bass) is the source of this 3687-nucleotide messenger RNA. RefSeq names its product SEC22 homolog C, vesicle trafficking protein (gene sec22c). Gene Ontology annotation, biological process: endoplasmic reticulum to Golgi vesicle-mediated transport. The transcript has 7 exons. The record is from RefSeq and is a predicted model, not a curated record. The coding region runs from base 282 to 1193 and encodes 303 amino acids. NCBI's taxonomy places the organism in Eukaryota, Metazoa, Chordata, Actinopteri, Centrarchiformes, Centrarchidae.